Molecule: messenger RNA, 915 nt
Organism: Penicillium egyptiacum
Lineage: Eukaryota; Fungi; Ascomycota; Eurotiomycetes; Eurotiales; Aspergillaceae
Source: the annotation of a GenBank genome assembly
AUGUUCUUGCCUUGUGGUUUUCUGACGGACAGUGCGAGCUUCACGCCUUUCGCGCAGCGUACCCAGCAAAUGAUCAAGGAGCAGCUGGGCCAGGCCGAGGACAAGACCCAACUACCCGAUGAAUACAUCGAGCUCGAGAAGCGCGUCGAUGCGCUGAAGCUUGUCCACCAGAAGCUGCUGCAGGUGACCUCCCAAUAUUCCAACGAGGCCUACGACUACCCUCCCAACAUCCGCGAAUCCUUCAAUGACCUGGGCCGCACUAUCAACGAGAAGGUCCAGCUCCUGUCUCAGGCAGGCUCUCCCGCCGAGGCACAAGCUGCCCUGACAGCCCCGCCUUCUGCAAAGCCUCAACCCAAGACCUUCAACCACGCAAUCGCCCGUGCCUCCCUCGCCGGCUCCCAGACACUCGCGCAGAGCACCGAGGGCGAGGACCCGCUUGCCACUGCGUUGGAGAAGUAUGCUCUGGCCGAGGAGCAGGUUGGCGAGGCUCGUCUGGCCCAGGAUGCUCAGAUCCAGUCCCGCUUCCUGGCCGGCUGGAAUACCACCCUCAACACCAACUUGAUGUUCGCUGCUAAGGCGCGCAAGAAUGUUGAGAAUGCCCGCUUGAUGCUUGACUCCAUCAAGGCUAGCAAAAAGGCCGGUGCCCACGGCGACCUAGAUAACUUGAGCGAUGAUGCCCGCGCGGAGAUCGAGCAGGCCGAAGAUGAGUUUGUUGGCCAGACUGAGGAGGCUGUGAGCGUGAUGAAGAACGUUCUUGAUACCCCCGAGCCCCUGCGCAACCUGGCCGAUUUGAUCGCCGCUCAACUCGAGUUCCACAAGAAGUCAUACGAGAUUCUCAGCGAGCUUGCUCCGACUGUAGAUGCACUGCAGGUCGAGCAGGAAGCUAGCUACCGCAAGAUCCGCGAGGGUGCUUAA